AUGCGUUACGUCCUUGUCUCUGGUGGUGUUAUCUCAGGUAUGCUUCUGAAAACACUUGGACUCCGUGUCAGCUGCAUCAAGAUCGAUCCAUAUGUCUCGGUCGACGCAGGUCUGAUGGCCCCUGCCGAGCAUGGCGAGUGCUUCGUCUUGCGCUCAGGCUCCGAAGUUGACCUGGAUCUCGGCAACUACGAGAGAUACCUGGCUGUUACCCUGGCCGGUGACAACAAUAUCACUACCGGCAAGAUAUAUCAACACGUCAUCCAAAAGGAGCGCCGCGGCGACUACCUGGGCAAGACUGUUCAAAGCGUCCCCCAUGUCACAAAUGCGAUCAAAGACUGGAUCAAGCGAGUCUCCCGGAUUCCCGUCGACGGAUCCGACGAAGAGCCCGAUGUCUGCAUUAUCGAGCUUGGAGGCACUGUUGGCGAUAUCGAGAGCAUGCCUUUUGUUGAGGCGCUUACCCAGCUGCGUCAUGAAGCCGGAGCCGGCAACUUCAUGACCAUUCAUGUCUCCUAUGUUCCUACCAUUCACGGCGAGCAGAAAACCAAGCCAACUCAGCACGCCGUGAAGUCCGUCCGCAGCUAUGGCCUGAUCCCCGACCUUGUUGCCUGUCGAUGCGAACAGCCUCUUGCGGAGAGUACCGUUGCGAAGCUUGCGCUGCACUGCUCAGUCGAGGUCGACCAGAUUCUUGUGGUUCGCGACAUGCCAACCGUCUACCAGGUUCCCAUACUCCUGAAGCAGCAGCACCUGGUCACUCUGCUGCGCGUUAAGCUUAACCUCGCCGGCGAAUUCAUCCCUCUUGCGCGUGUGGCCAGGGGUGCUGAGCUCUGGGACCACUGGCAGUCAGUGGUAACACAGGAGCAGCAAUCUGACAUCAGCAUCGCGCUGGUGGGCAAGUACGUCGAGACACACGAUGCGUAUCUGUCGGUCGUCAAAUCUCUGGAGCAUUCUUCCAUGCACCUGCGACGCAAGCUCAAUCUGAUCUGGGUCGAUGCUGAACACCUCGAGCCGCAGACCAAGGCUGCCGAGGCGAGCAAGUACGAGAAGGCGUGGCGGGAAGUCCGAGAUGCCUCUGGAAUCAUUGUGCCAGGAGGAUUUGGCACUCGCGGCACUGAGGGAAUGAUGCUGGCCACCAAGUUCGCUCGGGAGAGCCGUGUGCCGUUCCUGGGAGUAUGCCUUGGCUUCCAAACAGCCGCUAUUCAGUUCGCGCGUGAUCUCUGCGGGAUGACGGGCGCCAACUCGGAAGAGUUCGAGGCUACUGCCAAGGAACUUGUGGUCAUCUCCAUGCCCGAGCUUGACAAGCAAAACAUGGGCGGCACCAUGCGUCUCGGGUCCAGGAAGACGAUCUUCCAGCCAAGCAGCGAGGGGGCCAAGAUCCGUGCCCUGUACGGUCAUGCUGCAGAGAUCGAGGAGAGACACCGACACCGAUACGAGAUUAAUCCGGAGUUCAUCGAUCGCUUGGAGGCUGCCGGUCUGCACUUUGUCGGAAAGGACGAGACGGGUCAGCGUAUGGAGAUUUUUGAGAUCAAUGAUCAUCCUUAUUUUGUUGGCACACAAUUCCAUGCCGAGUACCAGUCCAAGGUGCUCAACCCUAGUCCCCCGUUCCUGGGCUUCAUCGCCGCUAGCGCUGGUCUCCUCGAUGAUGUCUUGAAGGCCAGGCUCACCAACGGUGUCAACGGCACGCACCACUUUUAG
Cryphonectria parasitica EP155 is the source of this 1692-nucleotide messenger RNA. RefSeq lists its product as uncharacterized. The record is from RefSeq and is a predicted model, not a curated record. The coding region runs from base 1 to 1692 and encodes 563 amino acids. Lineage: Eukaryota; Fungi; Ascomycota; Sordariomycetes; Diaporthales; Cryphonectriaceae. Gene Ontology annotation, molecular function: CTP synthase activity; identical protein binding. Gene Ontology annotation, cellular component: cytoplasm; cytoophidium. Gene Ontology annotation, biological process: CTP biosynthetic process; pyrimidine nucleobase biosynthetic process. The transcript has 9 exons.